AUGUCCAAGUCCAGCAAUAAGAAUACUCCCAAAACACCAAACACAAAAGGCAACGGCAAUGGCAGCAGCAAUGCUUUCAAGACGCCCGAUAGUAAAUUCAGUGAAGUUACUAAUACUACAAUCGAAUUCGGACCCAAGCACAAGGUCAACCUUUUUCUCUUGUGCGCCUUAAUGUUAGGGAUUGGAAUAAUUGGUGGCUACGUUGUCUUUGUCUUCUUGCACGGCAGCCGGUGUUCCACCCUCAUGGACGCCAAGCAACUAACCUACAGCCAAUCACAACAACAAAUCCAAGAACGAUAUCUGAAAUCAGUCGAACAGUAUCAAAAGUGUCUAGUCGAUUUGAAUGAAUCAUCGAGUCGUCAAAUCACCAGUGACGAGGGCAAACACAAAAACAACGGAGUCCUUUUGGAAAAGCACCAAGAUCUCAUGGACCGACAUCAAGCGACCGUCCAUCAACUCAUGAUGGUCCAAUCGGAACAUUCCGAAAAUUUGGUCCAGCAGCAAACCCUUUCCUUGAAUUUGGAACGAUGCGAAGAUCGGACCAGGAAACUGCAGAACGAGAAGCGCAAGUGUCAGGCCUCCAAGGAACUCAUGAAACAAUUGGUAUCCGAAUGCAAAAGCAAAGAAGGGGCAGCAGCAGCGGCAACAGCAACCGAUCUGUAG
This is a messenger RNA of Cylindrotheca closterium, 663 nucleotides long. The record is from the annotation of a GenBank genome assembly. NCBI's taxonomy places the organism in Eukaryota, Bacillariophyta, Bacillariophyceae, Bacillariales, Bacillariaceae.